AUGCGAUUUAGGGGAUUAGGAGUUUGGGUUGGUGGGGUUGGGGGGUGGGUGGUUAUAGGGUUGGGGAUAGGGAGGGGGUGGGGAUGGGGGGGGGGGGGAGAGAGGUGUGGGGGGGGGUGGGAGAGUUGGUGUUUAGGGGGGGUUGAAGUUUGGUGGUUAUGGAUGGUGGGGGGGUUGGGGGGUAGGUGGAUGAGGAAGAAUGAGGGAGUGGAGGGGUAUAGGGGGGGGGUGAUUUAUAAUGGAGUGUUACGAUGUUGGGGAAAGGAGGGUAGAGGGGGUGUGGGGGAGGGGGAGAAGGUUGGGGGGAUUUUGGAAGUAGGGGUGAGUUAUGGGAAAAGUGUUAGGUGUGGGGUAUGUGGUAUUGGGGUGUGUGGUGUGGGUAUUUGGGGUGUGGGGAUUGUGGGUGGGGGGUAA
Molecule: messenger RNA, 414 nt
Organism: Knipowitschia caucasica
Lineage: Eukaryota; Metazoa; Chordata; Actinopteri; Gobiiformes; Gobiidae
Source: the annotation of a GenBank genome assembly